GGCGGCUCCCCGCCCGCCUGCCUAUGCCUAUAUAUCCCACGCCGGAGCGGGCAGCAGCGGAGGCCUCGUCACGGUGGUGCGACAUCGUCGAUUGUCUACGACGAGCGCGCAUUAUUCCGGUCGAUCGAGAGGCAAAGGGAAAGAGAUUGUUGCAGAGAGAUCGAUCGAUCUCUCCAUCGUCGUCGGCCAUGGCGUGGAGGGAGAGCUACUUGGACGUGGUGCUGAUCCCACUCGCCGUCCUCUUCCCCGCGGUGUACCACGUCUGGCUCUGGCGCGCCGUCCGCCGCAGCCCGCUCAGCUCCACCGUCGGCAUCAGCGCCGCCGCGCGCCGCCUCUGGGUCUUCUCCAUGAUGAAGAACAACGAGAAGCAGGCGAUCCUGGUGGUGCAGUCGGUGCGGAACGUGCUCAUGGGCUCCACGCUGGUGGCCACGACGGCCAUCCUCUUCUGCACCGGCGUCGCCGCCGUGCUCAGCAGCACCUACGCCGUCAAGAAGCCGCUCAGCGACGCCGUCUUCGGCGCGCACGGCGAGUACAUGAUGGCGCUCAAGUACGUCGUCCUCCUCCUCGUCUUCCUCCUCGCCUUCCUCUGCCACAGCCUCGCCAUCUGCACGCUCAACCAGGCCUCCUUCCUCGUCAACGCGCUCUCCCCGUCGCCGGCGCUCCACCUCCCGCUCACCAGGGACUACGUCGCCGACGUCAUGGAGAGGGGGUUCCUGCUCAACCUCGCCGGCAACCGCCUCUUCUUCGCCGGCGCGCCGCUCCUGCUAUGGAUCUUCGGGCCCGUCCUGCCGUGCCUCUGCUCCAUGGCCAUGCUCCCGAUACUCUACAACAUCGACAUGGUCGAGUACGUCCAGAAAGGGAGCAGCAAUGGCGAGGUCAAUGCGAGGGUGGACAUGGGGGAUACCGAGAGUGAUCAGAGCAUUGAAGUCUGAUGAGAUGAUGACGAUUGCAAGUAAGACAGGCAGAAAUUCAAGCAAGAAGCAUCACCAUGGAAUAUGCUUUAUUUAUAUUGGUGCCUGAUGCAUUUGUGCAAGCUAGCUAGGCUUCACUGGCAACUAACUAGUUUGUGCUCUAGCAACUGGCUAGUGGGUUGGGUUGGUUAUGUUUUUUAUUGUAUCUGCAAGGAAAAUCCAUGGCAUCAUAUUGACACGACAAUGCAGUAAUGCUUUAGCUCUCAAGUGCACCACGCUGCUUGAUUGAUUCAGUCAGCUGGUAGCGCGCCGUUCCAUGUCACAAGAAGGCAAUUAUUCCUUCUUGAUUCAGGAGGAUCUUUCUUCUUUUCUUCUCCUUAAAAAAGGAAAACAUUUUUAUCUCA
This is a messenger RNA of Panicum virgatum (switchgrass), 1315 nucleotides long. RefSeq lists its product as uncharacterized. The transcript is spliced from 3 exons. Lineage: Eukaryota; Viridiplantae; Streptophyta; Magnoliopsida; Poales; Poaceae. Bases 24 to 932 code for a protein of 302 amino acids. The record is from RefSeq and is a predicted model, not a curated record.